Zonotrichia albicollis (white-throated sparrow) is the source of this 292-nucleotide messenger RNA. The record is from RefSeq and is a predicted model, not a curated record. Lineage: Eukaryota; Metazoa; Chordata; Aves; Passeriformes; Passerellidae.
CAGGACCAUGAGGCUGAAGGACGAGCUGGUGACGCUGAGGUUGGAGUGCACCAACCUGUACAGGAAGGGCCAUUUCUCCACCCUGGAGCUGGUGCCCACGUCCACGCUGAGCACCACACACCCCAAGGGCGAGUCCCUGACCAAGGGGCUCCACACCUCCUCGGCCUCCUGGUUCAGGAAGCCCAUGACCAGGACGGAGCUGGUGGCCAUCUCCUCCUCUGAAGAUGAAGGCAGCCUUCGCUUCGUCUACGAGCUGCUGGCCUGGGUGGAGGAGAUGCAGUUGGGACCAUAG